Messenger RNA from Eucalyptus grandis, 1209 nucleotides. RefSeq lists its product as uncharacterized. NCBI's taxonomy places the organism in Eukaryota, Viridiplantae, Streptophyta, Magnoliopsida, Myrtales, Myrtaceae. The transcript has 5 exons. Bases 79 to 837 code for a protein of 252 amino acids. The record is from RefSeq and is a predicted model, not a curated record.
UCAGCGUCACCUCUCUGAUCCUGCAGUACCUUUCGCCAGGGAAAGUACUCGCAGGAGGAGGAGGAGGAGGAGGAGGAGAUGGCAAUAAGCGAGCUUGGAGGAGCUUACUUGGCGCCGUGCCGGCAGCCGCUGCUCCCUUGCUGGACGAGCGGGAGGAGCAAGUGGGGGUGGCCGAAGCAGCAGCGCCGGUUCUUGCGGUGCCACGCCGCGAGCCACCGUGGGGAGGCGGCGGCGGGGAAGGAGGCUUCCACUUACAAGUCCAGGAUCGCCACCGACAUUCCGCUUUACGAAUCUCCUGGGGCUUCGUUCGAUCGGUAUCUGGAAGACAAGCCCAGAGUGUUCCAAGCGAUCUUCCCUGAUAAUCGAAGGAGCCAACAGCUCAACGAGGAAGAGUGGAGAAUUCAGAUGCUGCCCAUACAAUUCCUAUUCCUGACCGUCCGGCCUGUAAUAGACAUGAGAUUGAGAUGCAAAUCAAGGGGGAGAGAUUAUCCGCCACAAAUUCCUCAAGAUGUUUCUAAAGUACUUGAACUUGAUAUUACACGGUGGGAGCUCCAAGGGCUGGACAGCAUUCUUCAGCCAUCUCAUUUUGCACUCGGUGUAAAAGGAGCACUUUAUCCAGAUAGACAUGGAACAAGGAACCGACUCAAAGGUCAGCUAGAGAUGAGCAUGAGCUUUGUCCUACCUCCAAUGCUUGCUCUGGUUCCAGCAGAUGUCCUCCAAAGUGUUGCAGAAUCAGUAUUGACGAGGCUGGUAGAGAACAUGAAGCACAAAGUUAAUGGCAGCUUACUUGCAGAUUAUAGCAAAUUCAAACGAGAGCAACCAAGGGAGCCGCUUUAGUCCAACCAUGACAGGGCAGUGAGCAUGCCUAAAGUGAAAGUUGAACGCAGUGCCCCACACCGGACAGACAGCCUGAAGAAUCUUUCUUACAUGCCAGGAUCAUUGCAUUUUCGCUAACUGAACUUCAUCAGUCCACUUACAUGUUGCCUUCAUACGGAUAUAGCAAAAUAUGGCUGACGUGUGAGAGCACCCCUGAAGCUCCAUGUAGCAAUAGUCAGAUGUAGGCAUUGCUGUCAGUCUCUCAAUCUUCAAGAAUUUCUUCACUUUUCACUAAUUAGGACAAGCCAAAUAGCUUAACUUUCAAAAUUGUAAGCUAUAUUGUAUUGGCAUGUUAUCUAAUUUGAGACGUGAACAAGAUCUGCAAAUUCAUAA